Messenger RNA from Vespula vulgaris, 14754 nucleotides. RefSeq lists its product as uncharacterized. Gene Ontology annotation, molecular function: histone H3K9 demethylase activity; chromatin DNA binding; transcription coregulator activity. NCBI's taxonomy places the organism in Eukaryota, Metazoa, Arthropoda, Insecta, Hymenoptera, Vespidae. Gene Ontology annotation, cellular component: chromatin; histone deacetylase complex. The transcript is spliced from 21 exons. Gene Ontology annotation, biological process: regulation of transcription by RNA polymerase II. The record is from RefSeq and is a predicted model, not a curated record. Bases 1419 to 11015 code for a protein of 3198 amino acids.
CGUGCCUCCCUGCCGUCCGCCCGCAGUGCGCGCUACGCGAUAUCACUGGUCGGUCAUGUGUGCGUCACUAUUCUCACGUUCACACAACAUUGGUACCGUUCGGAGGAGUCGAGUCGUCGUCGUCGUCGUCGUCGUCGUCGUCGUCUCCGUCGUCGUUGUCGUUGUCGUUGUCGUUGUCGUUGUUGUCGUCGUCGUCGUCGUCGUCGUUGUCGUUGUCGUUGUCGUUGUCGUUACCACCGUCAUUGAAGUAGCGUGUGCCCAGUAUACAAAACGGUGCGCGCCCGGAAGUUCAAAGUGUUCCUUCUUAUCCUCCUCGUCUUAUUAUUCUUCGUCUUCGUCUUCUUCUUCUUCUUCUUCGUCGUCGUCCUCGUCCUCGUCGUCUUUGACGUCGUUGACGUCGUUGACGUAGUGUUGGACAGUGCUGUGAAUAAGAGGAAAGAGAUACGGGGAAGGUGCGAAACGGAGGAGUUCAGAAGAAAGGAAGGAAGGAAGGAAGGAAGGAAGGAAGGACAGUUGAUCACAGGCUACGGGAAAGUAACUGGAUUUAUUCUCGCCUCAUGGUAACGGCCUUCGUUUCAAUACGAGUGAUAUCUUAUAUUGAAAGGGGAAAGAAGAGGGAAAGAAAGAUCGAAGAAAAUUAAUAGGACGAAGGAAACGAAGAAUAAUCGGUGAAAAAAGAAAGAAGACAGAAGAAAUUAACGAAGGAAGAAGAAAACUGAACGAAGAAGAUAUAAUAUUUAGUUUUGUGCAAGGUGAAAUAUUAUUUUCUUGCAAGUAGCAAGAGAGUAAGUAAGAAGUGUGAGAAGAAAUAGGUGAUAUAUCGCGAGUGUUGUUUUCUUUUUUUUCUCUUUCUCUCUUUCUCCCUCUUUCUUUCUAUCUAUCUAUCUAUCUAUCUAUCUAUCUAUCUAUCUAUCCAUCUAUCCAUCUAUCCAUCUAUCCAUCUAUCUCUUUCUCUUCGUCCAAACAAAAAUACGUGAAAGUACGUGAGAAUACGUGAUAAUACAGUGCGCUCUAAGGAUUCCGAGAGAAGACAGAGAGAAAGAGAGAGAGAAAAGGAAGAAAAACGGAAAAGAUUAAAAAUUAACGAUUAUAUAAUAAUUAACGAACGAAUAAAUCAAUCGAUGAAUAAAUAACAAGCAAAAAGAAUAGCAAGUUGGAUUUAAAGAAAAGAACAGUGAAUAAACCAACGCGACAAUCAAAAAUAUUAUAAUAACCAACAACAACAACAACAAACAACAACAGCGAACAAAAGUCAACAACAACAACAAUAACAACAAUAACCAUAAUAACCAUAAUAACAAAAGCGAGAGAACGACGAAAUAAAUAAAUAAAUAAAUAAAUAAGUGAGGGUGGCCGUGGAUCCGAAGUCGCGGAUUCGGCGAAACGCGCGCGAGCGAGCGUUUACCGAUCGUCGUAAUAUGGCGUACAAGUUUCGCGAGGAGAUCGUGGGAAAGAGGUUCCUCUCGGUGAGUGGUUUCACCAAGCUGAAGGUGAAUAAGAUCAUUGAGUGGGGUUGGCGCGCGGGGGUGAUACGUGCAGCCAGUCACAGGGAUAACGACUGUCACGAUCUUCAGAUCCUUGUGGAGUACGACGACGUUGAGUGGCAAAGGCGAGAGUGGUUAUCCCCGCAUAGGGAUGCCGUGUUCUCCUUUUUUCUCGUUGAAAAAGGGCUCUAUUGGGCUGAACGUGCAGAUCCCAGACACGCGAGUCUCGUACCUAUCGAUCAUCACAAUAACGCUAACAAUAAUCAUCAUCAUAAUCAUCAUCAUCAUCAUCACCAUCAUCGUAUCAACGGCAAACCGCUCAGAGGUUCAACCGCUACUGCCAACACAGUUGCUUGGCCCGCUCUUACUUUUUAUCCUCUCGUGGCACGCGCCGAACUUCCGGAAGACGCAAUGCCGAUAGAAUUCAUGCAAGAUCGAAGAUUGGACUUCGUCGAUUACGCCAAAUUGAAACCGUUCACCCAGGAAUGGGAGUUAACUAAGGGUAGCUUGCCCUGGGUCGGUGCGGUUCGAAGAUGGGCAGAGAUGCAGGAUGGUCAGAGAAUCCUGUUAACGACACCAAGCGUCCUUGUUGGUUUCCGUGUCGAAGUUUAUCGUGCAGAAGGUACGACACAAUGGUACACGGCUGUUAUAGUUGGAUACAACGAAUCUACCAAGGAUUUGACCGUAACCGACGACACAGUUCUUGAAGAUCACAAUGAAGAUCCAAGUUUGGUACAGAUGCGUUUAAUCGGUGACGGAGUCGUGGAGAGUAUCAUGAGGGGCGAGGUCGUCGGAAUGACACCAAGGAGGUCGAGGUCAUCGACUGCUCUGACGCACGCACUGGUCGUGCCCAGACCAGGAAGGAGAUCACGAGGACGUCCUGGUAACAACACGUCACAAUUGCAACCAACGCCCAGAGUGCAAAGCCCAAUUACUCAGCAUCUAGAAAAAGGAGAAGAAAAACAUGGCGUAGAAAAUAAAAGUAAGAAAAUUAUUCAGAAUGAUUCACCGAGCAAACUUUCGAGCGAGACGGACAAACGGCAGACGUCUCAUAAGAGUACCUCGCGUAACUACAAUCGUAGAAGACGAAUCAGCGAAGGUGCGAGUCGCGAGAAAACAGACAAGGACAGCGAACCGGUUUUAUCGUCUAGCAGACAACAAGAGGAUCGGGAGAACAAGGGCCCGUCGACCGGUAGAUUCGGUGGUAAUCGAAUAUCGCGUUCAACGUUAGAGGAGUCUAACAGUGGUACCGGCGGUGGGGCUACCGCCACGAAAUUACGUAAACGUGCCGUUACACUACGUAAUUUGUUGGAGAGCGUGACGAAGAGAACUGUGCGAAGGAAAUUAAGACCUUGCGUACAGAAAACUAAAAGGGAUUCCGAGGAGCUCGAUCGCCGGCGGACCGUUUUAAGAUCCACCGAGAGUAGCAAAGAGGAGGAGGAGGAGGAGGAGGAGGAGGAAGAGGAAGAGGAGGAGGAGGAGGAACGUUUAGGAGGAGGUGUUGGUGGAAGUAAAUCGGAGGAGGAAGAGGACGAGGAGGACGAAGAGGAGGAGGAGGAGGAGGAGGAGGAGGAAGAGCAGCACCAGCAGCAACAGCAACAGCAGCAGCAACAGCAACAGCAACAGCAACGACGGGAGGAAAGAGAAGGAGAGGAGGUGCGAGAGAGAGAAACCGAACGUACGGAAGAAGAAGGGAAGGAAGCUCGGGAGAAACGCGAACACAACGAUCCUCUUUCGAAGAGACUCAAGACAAGUCCGGUCGGUCGAAAGCUAAGAUCCGAUCGCAAGUCGAAGAACUCGGAGGAAUCCUCGUUGGAUCGCGAGUUGGACCUAGAGGAUACCAAGGAGGAAGGGAGAAGGGGGGAUCGGGACGGUGCGAAAAGGCGGCUCGACAAGUCCGAAGAGGACGAGGAGAGUCAGUCGAGGGAACGAGAUCAGGAACCGGAGCCCCCACCUCCUGAGAGACUCGAUCCUGGGGGUAAGCCUCCGCAAAAUCCCGACACGUUAGAUCGGGAGAAGAAGUUUCCGGCUGAGUCGGUUCUCGUGAAUGGCUCUCUCGUUGAUUCGGAACUCGAGAGGAAGAAGAAGGAGGAGGUCGUCGUCGAUGUCGUCGAGAGUGGGUCGUUAAAGUUGUCGCCGAGAUCGUCCAGGUCGACGUCUCCGCGACGAUCGAAGGCUGUGGCGAGUUUCGAGGAGGGGGCGGGGGAGGAGGAGGAGGACGGGGAGGACGAGGGGGGGGAGGAGGAGGAGGCCGAGGCCAAGGAGGAGGAGGAAUCCGAUAGGAAGGACGGCGAGGAAAGACGGAAAAACGAUCGCAAAAACGAGAGGAAAGAGGAGGAGGAGGAGGAGGGCAAGGGCGAGGAUCGUGGCGCGUACCGAUCCCCUCGAAGAACCGUGCCGAACAACGCCGAGCUAGGCACGGAAGAUAGCGUGGGUAGCGCGAGCGUCGGGUCGGUCGUCGAGCUGCUGGAGUCGAGUAGUCAGGACUCAGGCUCCGUGCUGGAGAGGCUGAGUCCACUUAGCAGCGGUGGCGGCGGCGUUGGGAGGCAGAACAAUUUGCUCCUGGAACAGCAAAGGGAGCAAGAACGUAGUCGGCACAACGAGAGCCCUGUCAUUCUAGCCGAAAAACUAAACAAGCCUCCACCGCCGGUCGCCGGCCAUCAUCAUCAUCACCACCACCACCACCAGCAGCAGCAACAGUCGCAGCAACAGCAACAGCAACCGCAACAGCAGCAACAACAUCACCACCAACAGCAGCAGCAACAGCAGGCUCAACAGCAACAUCAGCAGCAACAGCAACACCACCAUCAUCAUCACCAUCAGCAACAACAGCAGCAUCAACAGCAACACCUCCAGCACCAGCAGGGACAACAGCAACAGCAGGCAGCUCACCAACAGCAACAACAAUCCUAUCAUCAUCAUCCGGCGUACCAUCAUCAGCAACGAUACUCGGCGGAUAGUCCGGUAAUCCAUCAUCAUCUCCAUCACCAACAUCAACAACAACAACAACAACAGCAACAAUCGGGAGCGAGCCAACAUCGGCAACAGUUAGCCAGCAGUCCGCAACAGCUUCACCAGCAUCAUCAUCAUUUGAGCUCGGUGAGCUUACUCGAGGUGCAACAACAGUCUCACGGAACGAGAGGCGGCGAUGAGUCCGGCCUCAUGGAGGUGGAGACCGGGGCCGGUAUACAUGGAACUGGCGUCCUCGGUGGUGCGAUCGGCGUUAGGGGUGCAGUCGGUGUCGUCGGUGGUAGUGGUGGUGUUGCUGCUGUUGGUGGUGGUGGUGGUGGUGGUGGUGCGGGGGCAAGUGGUGCUGCCGGUGCAGCAUAUGGGGACAGCGGCUCCGACAGCGGGGUAAGUUCCCUGAGGAGCGCUGGCUCGGGCGACGAGAGAAGCGGGAGCAGGAGUUCGGCGCUUAGCGUCGAAGAGACGACGAGCUCUUCGACGCCUAACGCGGCGGCGACCCCGGCCAGAGUCUGGCACGUUCAGAGCGUACAACACACUUCUCUACUGAUGGCCCAUCCUCAGGCUCCACCAAACGCCGGUACCAGCGGUUCGGCAGCUGCGGCAGCGGCGGCGGCCGCUGCUGCCGCUGCUACGGCGCCACCGGUCGCUUAUCAAAAUCCGACGCCACCUGGACACCAUCAUCCCGCCGUCGCUACGGAAAUGCUUUGGAGACCACCGAGAUAUCCUCCGUUGUCCCACGCACUUCUUGGACCCGCUCAGCCAACUCCCGAGGAACUUCUCGAGAGGGAUCGUCACGAGAGGAUGCUUCGGGAACGUCGCGAAGCGGAAGUUCGUGAGUUAGAGAAACGCGAACGCGAGGCGAAGAUGGAACGAGAGAGGCUGGAGAAGCAAAGGGCUGCCGAACAAGCGGUUCACAAGCAUUUCGAGGAGUCCCUUAGGUUGGCACAGCAAAAGGUGUCUUAUAUUCCGCAGAGAAACUUGCAGUCGGCCUCGAUGGCGUGGAACACUUUUAUACCUCUCCCACCGCACGGAAGUAGAAGCCACGGCGGUCCGCAUUCGGGAAUGACGGCUCACGCUGGUCACCAUCAUCCUGGUGGUCCCGGUGCGACUGCGGCGCAUCCGGUAACGGUGGCGCAACAGCAACAACGUGAACGCGAGGAACGCGAAGCGAGGGAACGAGAACGGGAUGCGAGGGAGAGGGAACGGGAAAGGGAACACCUGGUAGUCGCCGAGAGAUUGCAUAGGCAAGCCGAGGCUAGAGAUCACGUGGCUGCUCAACAAAGGGCGGCUUAUUACGCUGCCACAGCACCACCGGCUCAACAGGUGUCCCGACCAUCGAGCGUACCUGGAAAAGUCGAGUACCCACCACCACCGGCACAUUCUAGGACGUCGAAGUCGUCGUUGCCGGUCGGUAGUCUUCACGAAAAAGCACCGUCAGUGGUGGGUCCGUCGCACAGUUCGCUUCCAAAGGCUGAGCCUAACGUAAGUCUCUUCAGUUACUCCACGUACCAGCCGCAGCCGUCGUAUAUGCAUGAUAUCAAGGUAAAGAGCGAGCAGCUCGGACAAUCGGCGCACAAAACGUUACCGAGCAAAAGUGGCUUGGCCGGAGGACUCGAAAGGGAUCACCACGGUAGGGAGGUACUGCAAAACCCACCUUCCUUGCUGUCCGAUCACAAGAGUUCCGUUAUCGUGAAGAACGAGGGCAGAGAGUUACCGAAGGGUCCACCACCGCAACAGCACUCGCCGAGUCCGAAAAUGAUGCCGUACAUGAACGUUCAGCCGGUAACACCGCAGCACAAGCAGGCUACUUACGAGUACAGGAGUCCAACGCAAAGUCCUCAUCACCUUCAUCACCUCGACGGUUUACAAGGGGCAAAGAGCAUACCGCAAAGCCACCACAGAAGCGGGAGUAGCGGCGGAGGUUCUACGACGACCUCGCAGCUACCACCGAGCUCUCACGGUCAUCCACCGCCGCACUCGCACAACCGACAGUCACCUCACGCUCAACAUCCUCAUCAACCGCCGCAUCCAUCCCCGCCAGAGCCGCGUUAUCUCAGCAGGUCCGAGCCUGGCGGUCUACCGUACGCCGCGUCGAAAUCAUCCUAUCCUUAUCCGCAUCCGCACCCACCGACGGCUUCGCCGACUUCGCAUUACGCCGCUCCCCCGGCCGUUUCGAAACCAAAAGUCAGCAGUCCGGCGCCACCGCAUAUAUACGGCAAGCCGAACUCCGGUAUAAUGACCGGUACGCCGGUUUGCAGGGCUUCGGAGCCCGCAGUCGCGGCACCGAUACCUUUAACGUCGAAGGCCGGUAGCUCGCCUUACCAGCAAGUGCCUCAUCACCAUGGAGCGCCGCCACCUCCUUUACCACCGCCGGCUCACAGUAGCAGAUCCGUCUACGACAACAGGGCUUUCGCUGGUUCGAUGCCGGCCGCGAAACUCCCACCUCCGCCUCUUCACGGAUCACCACCUACGGCUGCUUCGGCGCCGCUUUCGAGGCCAAUAGUUCAUCCCGCUCAUCACGGUAGCAGUCCCCAUCAACAGCCCGGUCAAACGUUGCAACACGCUCAACCACAGAUCGCUGCUUCGAACUUCCAAACUCAACCUCUCGAUCUUGGAGUGGAAAGAUCCGGUUCGCCUAAGAGAAAAGCCCCGACCCCGCUUUCCUGCGACAACGUCAGUGGUCAGCCGGUUUCCUUGGAGGUCUGUAAGAAACGACGAACGGAAGAGCCACAACCGUUGUCCCUUCAAUGCGUCGGCCCACCCGUUUUGUCUAGGGUGAGCGAACCUAGUCCUCUCAUUGCUUCGGCCGCAACUUCCAUCACGACCGUCGUCAAUACCGCGGCGUUGUUGUCUCAACCGAGCGACACCCAGUCUUCUCAAGAACGUACCGUUGCGGCUGAAAGUCCAGCUCCGAGAACAGCCAGCGGUGAUGGCUCGGUUCGGCCGGCCAGUACCGGCAGCGUUAGCUCUUUUAAUCCUACCAACGUCAGCGCGGCACCGAGUCCAGCACCUAUACCAAGUCCGGCGCCAUCGAUGGCACCCAGUCCAGCGCCGAGCGCUCCGGGUACACCUGCCAAAACUAAUCCUACCACGGUCGACGGCGAGAAGUCGGAAAGUCCGGCACCCAGACCACCCAGCAGUACCAGCUAUCCCGUUCACAAGCUGAAAAAGGCUUGGCUUCAAAGGCAUUCGGGCGAAGACGGCACGGAGGAUACCACAGGCAUGGUUGGAAGUGGUUCCUGCGUUACGUUACCUCUCAAUAUUUCUCAAGCACCGUCGCAGCCACUCAAUAACAAAGAACGCGAGCCAAGCUCGAACUCCGGUAGUACGACGACAACGACGACUUGUUUACCGAGCGCCGUUAAUUCCAUUUACAAUAUCGGUAGUAUGGCGGUGAACAGCAUCAACAAGAGCAAAGUCACUGCGAAAGGAAGUCGUAAGACAACGAACAAGGAACCUCUUAACGGUCACGCCACGGAUACGAAGAAUCUUCAAGAAGACUCGUCCAGCAGCGACCCUGAACGAAAGUCGCCGCCGAAAAGAAAACCACCCAAGGUAAAACGAAAGAAGGGGGCUGCACGGAGGCAACAAACUGCCGCGGAAGAUCAGCGGAGACACAAGGAAGAAAAACAAAGCGUAGGGGCUGGAGCAGGAAGUGAGUCUAGCAACGAAAGCGAAGCUGGAUCAGCUAGUGACACCAGUGAACAAUUGGGCUCUGUUCAACCUACUUCGAGAGUGCGACAUACCACGGCCAAUUCCAACAAUUCCUCGGGAAACGGAAAUAACAAAGACCUCAGGAAAAGAGGCAGAAAACCAAAGACUACUAAAGGUAAUGAUGCAGGAGGAGAAGAUCAGCAACCUCGUCAAAAAAAAGAACGUAGAGAUGAAAGCACAAGUGGGGGUAACAAUGGACCCGGAGGAAGUGGUGGAAGAGGAGAUCCCUUUCGAAGACCAGCUGUGUCACAAUUGAAGAAGACAGGUGAAAGCUGGUUGCAAGAUGACGUUUGUUUCUACGCUGCUCCAAAAUUAGCGAAGUGUCGUGAAUGCCGGCAUGCUCUGACUAACGGCCUUAAAAAUCUUCCUCAAAAUGUCUUCUGUAGAUUCUACGCAUUUCGUAGAUUACGAUAUACAAAAAAUGGACAAUUGGCUAUAGCGGGAUUUAGUGAUCCGCAUAAAGAUACUUCUGAGGAAGAUCUACGCCUAUGGUUGCCGGGAAAAGAUAUUCAGGACUUGGGCAAUAAAGAUGAAAAAUCUGAAAAGAACAAUGAAAAAGAUAAAGCGGAAAAAGUGAUCAAGGGAGAUCUAGAUUUAGAGACAGCACAUAGACUUCUUCGACAAGUUGGAGAUCAAUUUUGUGAUCUUUUGCACCAAGAGAAGGAUGCGCUUCAAGAACACAUGGCAGAAGUGAGUUCGGGAAUUACAGACGGAACGGUAGCAUGGAAACGAGUCCUUCCAGGUGUACGAGAGUUGUGUGAUGUAUGCGAAACGACACUUUUCAAUUACCAUUGGGCUUGUAGAAAAUGUGGUUUUGUCGUAUGCAUCGAUUGUUACAAGGGACGUAAAAAUGGAACGAUUAAGAUCUGGGGUGAAAGUGGCAAAGACAGAGAUGACUUUUCAUGGUUAUUAUGUACAAACAGACAAGCUCACGAGCCCGAACGACUUAUGCUCACACAAAUUAUAGCCGGUGAUAGUCUCUUGCGACUUGGGCAACGUCUUCAUGAUUGUCGAUCGGAAUGGGGAAUUCCUCAGCAUUGUGGUUGUUCGUUUGUUUCACCAGGUCAGCCAAACGAGAGUUUAAGGAAUUUAAUAAAGGGCGAGACAGUUCCCGUUCUUAAUGGAGGUAUCAAGCAAGAAUCGAAAGAGGAGAAAAAGAUAAACGAGUCUAACGGAGCAUCGGAGAGCAAAGUGAACGGCGAGGAUAAGAAUUCUCCGUUGAAUUGGCUAGCGGACGUGGCGUUGCAGAAUCAGGAUAAAAACGAAAGUGGAUCGAGUUCUGAUUCCGACGAAGAUCGCGAGGGCAAUUAUUCAACCUUGAGAGAGUUAUUAAUUAGGCCAUCACACAAAUCGAAUGGUAAUGGGUCUAGAUCAAGUUCACCAACAAAUACCGCUGGCAAUACCAAUCCUGCUUCUGGUACUAACGCUCAAAACAAUAUCACCAAAUCUGGUAAAAAGUCGAAAAUGGAUACGCUCGAUGAAGUAAUAACUAGCGUGAUAGAACACACCGUAACGAAAGAAAGAGAAAGUGGAUUGGACGACGACGAGAAACCAAGAGAAUUGAAACAUUUUGUACGAAGAUACAAAUGGAUUCAGAGAGGCCGAGAACCAUUACCCAUCAGAAUAAUGACGUUGACGGAGAGCAAGAGUAUUUAUCCAGACGUACCACAUUCAUGGCUGUGCGAUGGUAAAUUGCUCAGGUUAAACGAUCCAAACAAUCCAAACAAUUAUAGAAUUUUCCAAGAUCAAUGGAAACGUGGACAGCCAGUGAUCGUCUCGGACGUGGCUAAAUCUCUGGACAUGGAUCUUUGGCAUCCGGAUUCCUUUGCGAGAGAUUUCGGAGACAAAAAAAAUGAUCUUAUAAAUUGCAUGACUGGAAACUUGGUGCCGAAUCAACCGAUGCGUAAAUUCUGGGAAGGAUUCGAACACUUUUCGAAACGACUGAAAGACGAGAGGGGAAAUCCUAUGCUUUUGAAAUUGAAAGACUGGCCACCCGGCGAUGAUUUUGCGGAAUUGUUGUCAACACGUUUUGUAGAUUUAAUGAAAGCUCUGCCAUUGUCGGAGUAUACGCACCGACACGGUAGAUUGAAUUUAGCGAGCCAUUUACCCGAUUGUUUCGUGAGACCAGAUUUAGGUCCUAAAAUGUAUAACGCGUAUGGUUCGGCGCUUCAUCCGAACAAAGGUACCACAAACCUUCACUUGGACAUCUCUGAUGCGGUCAAUGUCAUGGUAUAUGUCGGCAUACCUAAAGAUACUGAUAACGACGAACAUGUCAAAGAGGCAUUAAGAGCUAUAGACGAAGCAGGCUGUGAUAUUCUGACGCGUCGUCGUGUUCGCGAACGUGGCGAGGCACCAGGAGCAUUGUGGCAUAUUUAUGCAGCUCGCGAUGCAGAUAAAAUUCGUGACUUAUUAAAUGCCGUUGCAUUAGAACGUGGCGCACGUUUAGAGCCUCAUCACGAUCCGAUACACGAUCAGAGCUAUUAUCUAGAUGGGCCUCUGCGAGAACGAUUAUAUCGCGAAUAUGGUGUCGAGGGAUACUCUAUCGUGCAAUGCCUUGGAGACGCCGUUUUCGUCCCAGCAGGUGCACCGCAUCAGGUCCGAAAUCUUCACAACUGUAUCAAAGUCGCCGAGGACUUUGUAUCUCCGGAAAACGUUUCGCAUUGUUUCCAUCUAACGCAAGAAUUCCGCGAAUUAUCGGAUUCCCAUACAAAUCACGAGGAUAAACUACAAAUUAAAAACAUUAUCUAUCAUGCCGUUAAAGAUUCCUUGACCGUAUUAGCAAAUGCCAAGGAAGAGACCCUUGCCAAAUUAAAAACCGGUAACGAGACGAAAAUUAAAGAAGAAACGUAGCCAUAGGCCCCUCACUGUGAUCGUAAGAUCCAAGAAUCAUUGCAUUGAAUAUAAAUCAUUCGCGUUUCGUCGCGAGAAAGUUCUGUUUGCUUCGAGUUUUAGAAGCUUUUAGAGAGAAUGAGAGAGAGAGAGAGAGAGAGAGAGAGAGAGAGAGAGAGUUUUUAAAAAUGUGAAGCACAUUUUAAAAAGGGUGAGAGAGAGAGAGAGAGAGAGAGAGAGAAGGUUAUCGAGAGUAAUGCACUUUGAGGAGAUAGACAUCGUGGGUGGUGUAAGAAUUUGUUGUGAUAUUUGACGAGUAAACUCGCGUUUAAUUUUCUAUAUAACAUUGGCUGAGCCAAUCGAGGUUAUUCGUUAUUUCGUUUGACUUCCGUUUCCUUUUUCUUGUUUAUCUUUCUUCUUUUUUCCCUUAUUUUUUAUUAUUAUUAUUAUUUUUUUUUAAUCCCUCCUACCCGUUUCCCUUUUUCCUUCUCGAAAAACGUUAUCGAUGGAUAUGAAGUCCUUAAGUUUUUCAUUGAAUUUUAUAUGGAUCGGUCAAGACGAAUGCCCGUGUCCUCUUUACGAUUGUGAUACCAACAGGACUUUGGAUCAUACGUUAUUUGUAAUUAAUUAUAUCGUGCCUGUAUUCAAUACACACUGUCUAUGUCACAUAUAUAAAUGUAGAUAAUCGGUUAUCGUAUUAUAAGAUCCUAACUAGAAUCUGUGAGAGAAUUUGUCUAGACUUUAGAAAUGAUUGCUGUUGCUGCUAUUGCUGUUGCUGAUGAUAAUGAAGACUAUAAUAAUUAUGAUGAUAAUGAUAAUGAUGAUGAUGAUGAUGAUGAUGAUGCUAAUGAUGAUGAUUAUGAUGAUGUUGAUGAUUAUGAUGAUGCUAAUGAUGAUGAUGAUGAUGAUGAUGAUUAUGAUGAUGAUUAUGAUGAUGAUGCUAAUGAUGAUGAUGAUGAUGAUGAUUAUGAUGAUGAUGAUGAUGAUGAUGAUGAUGAUUAUGAUGCUGAUGAUUAUGAUGCUGAUGAUUAUGAUGCUGAUGAUGAUGAUGAUGAUGAUGAUGAUGAUGAUGAUGAUGAUGCUAAUGAUGAUAAUGAUGAUAAUUAUACAUACCUUUGUGCAAUUAGUUUGUCGAUUAAAUUGUUAGCUGGCUCGGUGAGAUUACUCUUGAGUUUCAUUAUCGUGUGCUCCCAUCAUAAUUCGGUGCUUUCGGUAGUGGAUGAUAUCUAUCUUAACUCAACGAGAUCAAUUGAUCAUAUUUUCUCGCUUCUCUAUAUUGUGCUCCAUAUAUAUAAAAAAAGUAUAUAUAUAUAUAUUAUAUAUAUAUACAUAUAUAUAUUAUAUAUAUAUGACGGGAACAUGAUAAUAAAAUACUGCCUAAUUGAUUCACUUUUAAUGCAUAUGUACCAUCGAUCGACAGAUUGCGUACAUCUGUGUGUUUAUUGUGCGGCCGACGUUACAUCGUGUUUGUACCUGUUUUCACAACUUGUGUCGACUAAUAUACACCUUACUUUAACGUGAAAGUAUGCCGAUUGGAGAAAAUACAAACUUUUGACAAUUAUUAUUCGCUUAUUCGAAUAUCAAAAAAAAAAAAAGGUAAUAAUAAACGACGGACAAGAGUAAAACGAUAAAAAUAUGUAGGAAUCGUAGAACCUCUUGUUGGAACAAUUACAUAUGUAUUGUACACCGAUAUGCAGUUUUUGCAAAAGUCAUUUCUUUGACUUGUGACCAUUAAAGUCAACAAAGGGAUAGAUGAAGCAAGAAAAGGAAAAAGGAGAGGAGAAAGAAGAAAAAAAAAAAAGAAACGAAUUGAAAUUGUUAUUUUUAUCAAUGUACUCUCAAGCCGUCUUAUUCAAUGAACGGAAAACAAAAACAAACAAACGAUAAUGUAAUUGAUAUCGUAAUAAUGCUAACGAUAAAAAAAAAAAGAACUAUGAUAACAUUAUUUAAAAUGAAAGAAAAGAAGAAUAUACAAGAAAAGAAGGAAAGAGAGAGAGAGAGAAAACAAUGUAAUAACUUUCAAAGUGCCAAUGUUGAACGAUGAUGUGGAGACAUCAAAUAAAUGUGUACGCGUUGUAUAUCUCGUAUGCGUAGGUAGCAAAGAAGAGGAAUAAAGGAGGAGAAAGAGAAGAAGAAGGAAGAGAAGAAGAAUGGAAAAAAAAGAAGUAGAAAAAAUAAAAAUAAAAAUAAAAAAUAACAAAUGGUUAGUUAAGAAAAAAAAAAAAAUCGCGCGCACCAGAUGACAGGGCAGAGUUCCUAUCACUGAAACAAUUUGCGUCAAACAAAUCACACAUCGCGCUAUUUACAGUGUUAUGUACUUGAACAAUUCUUUCCGUCUAAUCGUAAUGCGACGUAUAAUAACCGACUCUAUCUUGAAUUUCUCGAAAAAACAAGGCGUCAUUGUAUAUUUAUAAAUGUUUUUGAAACCUGCGACAAGCAAAAAAAAAUUUUUUGCGUCGCGAUUUAUUAAAAAAAAAAAGUAAUAAAAAAAAAAGUAAAAAAAAAAGAUAAGAAGAAAGAGAAAAGUUACGAUUUCUGGUAAAAGAGACAAUUCCUUUUUUUUUUUCUUUUUUUUUUUUUUAGAUCGUACUACGCUACUUGCGCUUUUAUCGAUCGAAAAAUAUCAAGGACGGUACGUUGGAAAAAGUAAAAGUGAAUAAAAAUAAUGAAGAAAAGUUAAAAAAAGAAAGAGAGAGAGAGAGAGAGAGAGAGAAAGAGAAAGAUAACCAGUGAAAUCCUGAAAUCCGCAAUUUCUUUGAUCUCAACAUUUGUCUAGCAUACAACGACUCGAUAAAAUAAUAUUUAAUGAAUAAAUCUUAAAUAUCGUAGUAUUACUAAGUGCGUUAAUCUUAUGGAGAUGAUAAGUAUCAAACAACAACAAAUUACCCUUUUAUCGACCCUUCGAAGGAACAUUGUAUAAAGUAACAAAAGACGUACUCUGUGUAUUAUUGCUGCAGGCAAAGCUAUUAUUAUUUUUAUUAUUAUUAUAAUUAAUUAUUAUUACUAUUAUGAUUACUAUUAAUAUUAUUAUUAUUAAUAUUAUUAAUAUUAUUAUUAUUUGUUCUCUUGCUACGUGUAAAUAUACAUUUAUACAUGCAUAUAUGUAUACAUAUACAUAUAUAAAUACGAAUGAAAACUUUAGAAUUAAGAGGAUACACACUCCACGAAACAGGAAAAAAAAAAUUACACUAUGUGCGUAUAGGUAGAUAGUCCAUUAUACCAUUUAUUAUUAUAAUUAUUACCAUUACUACGAUUAAAUAUUAUUAACGAAGAAUACGAUAUCUAAAUGUUGCUAAAUAUAUCGCGGCGGAGCACGGUUAUGAGAGAAAAAGAGCGAGCGAGAGAUACAUUAAGAUGAAAAAAAUAAAAGUCGAAAACUUGUAUGUGUCGCGAGUGCGCGAACCUUAGGGGAUACGUAUGUGCGCGUGUGUUUCCCAUGUAUGUGUGUGUAUGAUCAUGAGCGAAAAUUUAAGCCAGAGAAAGCACGAGAGUAAAACACAGGGGCCGUGUUUGGGGGCGGAAUGGAAUGGAUGAAUUUACAUGUACAGCUCUAAAAAAAAAAAAAAAAAAGAAAAAGGAAAAAAGAAGAAAAAAUAUCCUAAAAGUAAUCCACCCCCAGAGUCCCGUAUCACCCCACCACCGGCCGCCCCUCAGUCAUAGCAAGUUAUGAACCGCGGGCCGGCAGGUCUGAGUAUAAUUUUUUGUACUGUGUAAAUGUAAGAACAUACGUUUGAAUAAGAAAAAUGUUUAUAUUAUGAAA